Molecule: messenger RNA, 4143 nt
Organism: Botrytis cinerea B05.10
Lineage: Eukaryota; Fungi; Ascomycota; Leotiomycetes; Helotiales; Sclerotiniaceae
Exons: 3
Coding region: 73-3714 (1213 amino acids)
Biological process (GO): fatty acid metabolic process
Molecular function (GO): medium-chain fatty acid-CoA ligase activity
Source: RefSeq, a predicted model, not a curated record
GACAAUACUUAAAUACUAUACUUCAUAGUGUCUGAGAUUCUGAUACACCUUCUUUACUGCAUCUGCUAAAGCAUGGAUACUUCGACAAUUCUGGACGAGUUUCCAGUCGGAAAACUCAAGGCCGAGUGCCUGGGUCUGGAAAUUCCCAACUUAAAUCAAAGCUUAUGGGACAUGUUUGCUGCGGCUGCAGAGAAACAUGCGGAUGAAGAAGCUCUUUGUUCGCUUUGGCAGCCUUUAGACCACCUUAUCCCACGACUCGAAAUUGAGAAAGCAGACUUUGGGAUGCAUAUACCACCCAUUACCAAUGAAAAUGAAAACGAGGUCGAAGUGGUCACACCUGAACCAUGCUCAGCACCACUGAGAUGGACUUUUUCCCAGCUUCGCGGGAAGGCCGAGUCAUUGGCAACUUGGUUGCAACAACAUGGCUGUACCAAGGGUGACAACCUUGUAGUUUUAGUUUGGAAUUCCGCUGAAUGGGUGUUGUUUCUGUGGGUUGCCGCGAGGCUCCAAAUGCCAUUUGUACCUUUGAACCCAAAAAGUUCGGAUAACGACAUUGCACAUUAUCUGAGCCUAGCUCCACCUCAAGUCUUAGUUACUUUAGAUCCAGAUAUAUCCCCGAUUCUUGAGAGUUUUGAUAAUGUCAAAGUUCGGAUAUCAGUUUCGAAAAUUUCUGAAGGGAGGAGGAAUUGGCAUUCACUACCUGGAAUAAUGGGCAACUUGCCGAUGGAAAACAAUACUUUUGCCCCUUUGAAUAAUGAGAGUGCAGAGCCGGGUCAGGAACUUGCAAUGAUCCUCUUCACAAGUGGAACAACUUCACUCCCAAAAGGAUGCCCUCACACUGCAUCAAACAUCUGGUCCGCAACACAUGACUAUGAUCCUGUUGCCCGAAAAAACGGCCAUCAGAACAGAUGGUUACUUCACACGCCCGUGUGGCAUAUCUUCGCAAUGGGCCAAGCUAUCCGAGGUUGGAGAGACGGGAGCUCUGUGGUAUUUGCUACAGAAAAGUUCGACGUAACUGCCUCCUUACGAGCGCUUCGACAAGAGAAUAUUACACAUAUUGGAGCCGUUCCUCUAUUAGCGAAAGCACUUGUUGCACAUCCAGAAUUUCCUGGAAAGAACUCACUGUCUCUAUCAUACGUAACCAUGGGAGGAACAUUGAUAAAAGAUGAAGAUGUUAGAUUCUGCAAGGAGCAUCUUGGUAGCGAGGCAGUCAUUCAAGGCUUUGGUAUGACAGAGGGCUCUCCUAUGGUAAGUUGGAGGCGUGAUGAUACAAUGCUUAAGAAUGGCUAUCAUAUUGGAGUGGGAAAAGUUUUGCCAGGGGCGAGAUUAAAAAUAUGUUCUCCGAAAUCUCAUGUACCUUUAAACAAAGGCGAAACUGGAGAACUUCACAUUGGCGGGAGUUCAGUCAUCGAUGGAUAUUUGAAUGGUAUAGAUUCUGAAUCGUUUUAUACAGAUGGUGUUGGGAAGUGGUUCAUUACCGGCGAUCAAGCUAUGAUAGACAGAGAUGAUAUCCUCUACAUCAGUGGACGCUAUAAAGACAUCAUCAUUCGUGGGGGCGAAAACUUGGUUCCGUCGAAAAUAGAAUAUUGCCUUCAGGACCUUGACAUAACUGCUCAAGUGAUUGGCAUCGAGGAUUCCAUAGCCGGUGAGGUUCCCGUCGCAGUCUUACAGUCUUUUCCGAGAGAAGUCACCAAGGCACAAAUGACCAAACUCAUAAUACAAAAUUUGGGUCCGAAAUAUGCACUCUAUUCUAUUACUACAUUAGACGACUUGCAUCUGAAAGCCUUUCCAAUGACUGCGACGGGAAAGAUUCGGAAGGUAGAAUUGAAAGCCAUCGUGAACAAGCAUUUCGCCACAAUAUCAGAAGUGAAGAGGACAAGCCCCAGCGAGAAAUUAAUUGUUCAAUUGCGAGAGAUCUGGGCAGAGCUUAUGAAUGCGGCACCAAGUGACAUUCCAGUCGAAGAUGAUGUAUCAAACUUUGCCGAUAGCAUUACAAAAUUGAGGUUUUGUAAGAUCUUGUGGACCAGACUUGGUCAAAGAUUAUACUUGCCAGAUUUAGAGAAGAACAAUACUAUCAAACAGCAAGCAGAGCAUCUUUUUGAGCGGAGCUAUCAUGGAGACUCGCCUGCUUCCCCUUCAGAUGACACAACUCUUAAUGAGAGCCAAAGCAGUCCGAAUGCAUCUAAUCAUUCCUUUAGGGAAGUACCAAAUUCGGUGAAUGGGGAGACUAUGCGCCAACAUCAUCAUACUCUGGCCGAGGCGGCUAACGAAGCUUUGCAAAAGUUCGGUUUAACAUGGGAGAGUGACGUAGAAGAUGUUUUGGCAAUCAAAGACACGUUCCAGGAGUUUGCGAAAGGACAAAGACCACAAUCAUAUCGCCACAGAAUAGCUUUCGAAAUCAAGGAACGCAAUUCCAGCCAGGUUCGUGCAGCAUUGGAGAAAUCUCUGAUGACCAGACCGGUUUUGCGCACUAUUUUGGUCGAAGUUUCAGGUACGGCAGCUGUUCAUGCGGUCCUCCGUCCAUCCCAAGCUGUGUACGACAUGUUGAUCUUGCAAAAAACUCUCUCUCACGAGGCAGAAAUCCAGGAAUUUCUCAUUGAUGAUUCCGACCAAGACUAUGAAGAUCGAAUGUUCCAAGCUGUAAUUGCAGACAUUGAGGGCAAAGAUACAUCGGCAUUGAUCUUGACUUUGAAUCAUUCCGUCUUUGAUGCAUUGUUCGCAUAUGGAUGGUAUAGCGAUCUUGAUAUGUUGAUACAAAAUCCAAAGGCAAUAGCUACACCUGGCACAGCCUUUAGACUUUUUGCUGAUAUGUAUCAACAAUACCGAAAUAGCUCACUCGCCCUUUCAGAUGUCAACUUUCAUGUUAGGAGACUUCGAGGUAUUUCGAAAUUUACUGAGGCUCUAUGGCCACCAAAAAGAGCUGCUGGUUGGAUGGUUGGGAAUGACAAAAGGUCGAAGAAUUUCAUCAGCCGCAACACCAAAAGAAGGAAGCUUAAUAUUAAUUCACAGCCAAGACCGAGAAUUGCGCGAAUGCAGAAUUUCCCUGACAUUGAGCGGCUUCGGAUGCAACACUCUAUCCAAGCGCCAGUGAUUGUUAAAACUGCCAUCUGCAUUUUUAACGUCAUACAAACAGGAAAACCAUAUGCGAUUUUUAAGAACUUCGACGCAGGUCGUAAUUGGCCAUUCCUUCCAGAGUGGAUUGCAGAUCGCUUACCUCCUGCCAUGAGUAUUGAUGGCCCCACUUUGACUUGGAAUAUGAAUAUGAUACAGGUCAUGCCAAAAGAAACGUGCGGUGAACUUUUAACAAGAAUAAGCGAAGACGAGAAAGCAUUGAGUUCGCACACUCAUGCACCAUGGUUCAAGAUUCUGAGUGAGCUAGGCGAAGACGAGGGGCCCAUUGCGAAAGAGGCUGCGAUGCGACAAGUAUUCAAUUGGGAUUUAAGCUUGAGGUAUCUCGAUGCUGAUGUUAGCGAUUAUUCGACUCUGAAACCUUUGGGAAGAAUGGACUGGCCUGACUGUGGAUUCUUCUGGAACUGUGGUAUGUCGAAUACGGAACGCUUCUGCUGUGUGGUAUCCUGGGACGAUACACAAUUAGAUAUCAAGGAAAUCAACGACUAUGUGAGCAAAUUGCUUGAGAUCAUCGGGUGGAUCACAAACCCUGAGAAUUGGAACAAUUCAGUGUCGAGCUUUCAAGGGUUUCCGAUGAUGACGUAAAAGAUGUUUAUUUUGGGAGAGAUAAACUGUGGGUAAGGAAGGGACUGGCCGUCGGCCGAGGUGUUUAAUAUUUGGCUAUAAUCUUUUAUGGCGGUGGGAUUACUUGGACCUAUCUAUGCGCAUUCUGAUAGUCGAUCCCACACAAAUCUGGGAGAACGUGUGUGUCUGCAAUGAAUUCCUUGAAUUCUCGUUUGAUGCUUGCUACACAAAGAACUUGGAAGUCGUGGUUUGUGAGUUACAAGUUUACCUCGACCUUUUGCGAUGACCUUGCAUUGUUUAAGAAUUUCUUGAUAUUCACUCCUUCGGUAUCUUGAUCAAGAAAGCACUGUUGUUACAGACAAGAUGCAACCCCCCACAGAGUCGGUACUUCUUGCCAUUCCGAUAGAUGUAUAAGUUUAAGAUUGACCUGCCUAUUCAAUUCCAAGUCCA